AUGACCCAACAUUCAACAUCUGCUGAUGAAAGACUACUAAACUUUUUAAGAUUGAAUCCAAGUAUUUGGGGUGUCGCACAUAUUCCAAUCAAUCUAGAAUUAAUAUGCAGUCUUUGGAGUGAUACUGAUUGGUCCGAAACAAAAACACUGACAAUGACAGCACUUUAUGACAACAUUGCCGAAUGGUUAUGUCGACGAUAUCUAUCAAAACAAAAUAGUGAUAUUCAGAUGACAAAAGAAGACAUUUAUGCAGAUUGCCAUAAAGAACUGGCAUUUUUGGAAACAUUAGCAUUUAAAGGAAUGGAAAAUAACACUGUAAUUCUACGAAAAGAUUUGCUACAGAAGACUUUGAAGGAGACCGAGUACUCGUCGAAACACUACACCCGCUUACUUAAUAUUGGUAUUCUAAAAUCGAUAAACGUACAGUCGACUGGUAAUCGAAUUGAAGUAGAGAAAGAUCAUUAUUUUAUUCAUCUCAGCUUUCAAGAACAUUUUGCAGCACGAUACUUAGUGAAAGCUCUUAAUGGUCCAGGACGUCAAGCAGCCAUUGAAUUUAUUAACAGUCACAAAUAUAACCAACGUUUUCAAUUGGUAUUUAUCUUUACCUCUGGUCUUCUUGCUCAGAGUGAUGUUGAAUCAUGCACUGACAUGUUCUGGGACAUCAUUUUAGGGGAACCAUCGGAUUUAGUUGGUUUAAGACAGAUACAAUUAAUCAUUUCUUGCAUGGAAGAGAAUGCUAGUAAUUCAUGUUUUCACCGACAUGCCGAGUUGAUGGAUUAUAUAACAAAAGGGAUCAUAAUUGCUAUAUCUAUGAAGCAUGAUAUUAUUUACAAACAACUUCAAGAGUCAUUGCAAAGGAGUGCCUCAUUAGUCGAUGACUCAAGAAUACAAGACACAUUCAUAAAGCUUCUCAAAAGCGAAGAUCCACAUGUAAAAACGAAUAUUCUCUCAAUGAUUUCACAAUUAUCGUUUUCAAAUUCAUCACCUCAACUCAUUCAUACACUGCUUCUCUACCUUGAUGAUGAGUACUGGUAUACAAGAGCGAUAGCAUGUGAAGCUCUCGGGCAAAUGCGCGGCGAAGCAGUAACCGAUGAUGUGAUUAAUAGACUAGUAGCUGCACUUGGGGACGAGAAUGAUAACGUCAAAUCGAAUAUAUAUCUUGCUUUGGGGAAAAUUGGUGGAAAAGCAGCAAGUGAUCAAAUAAGAGACCUUCUGUCGGCUGUACUCGCUGAUGAGAAUGAGUAUUUCAGAGAAAUAGUAUGUGUGGCUCUUGGAGAAAUGGGUGAAAAAGCGGCAAGUGAUGAUGUUUUAAAUAGAUUGGUGGCUGCUGUUGAUAAUAAGACUGCGGAUAUUAGACGGAAAGCAUGCGAUGCUCUCGGAAAAAUUGGUGAAAAAGCAGCAACCAAUGAUGUUAUGAAUAAGUUGGUGACUGCAUUUGGAGAUGAAAACUAUUAUGUUAGGGAGAGUGCACGAAAAUGUCUCGGAAAGUUGGAUAAAAAAGUAACAACCAAUGAUAUUAUCAAUAGGUUGAUGAUGGCACUUCAGGAUAAGGAUGCUAAUGUUAGACAACGUGCAUGUGCAUCUCUGAGGGAAAUGGGUGAAGAGGUUGCAACGAAUGACGUUAUCAAUAGGUUGAUGAUUGCUCUUGGAGACGAGAACCCAAAUGUUCGAGAGGAUGCGUGUAAAGCUCUUGGAAAAAUGGGUGAACGAACAACUAGCGAUGAUGCAAUCAAUAAGCUGGUGAUUGCACUUGCGGACGAGAACGCAAAUGUUCGAUGGUCUGCAUGUCAAAUUCUUAGGAAAAUGGGUGAAAAAACACCAAUCAACGGUGUAAUCAAUGAGCUGGUGGCUGCCCUUAAGGAUGAACAUUGGAACAUCAAACGAGAUGCAUGCAACGCUCUCGGAGACUUAGGUGAAAAGGCAGCAACCAAUGACGUUAUCAAUGGUCUUAUGACAGCGCUCGAAGAUUGUUAUGGGAAUGUAAAAGAGGCUGCAUGCAAAGCUCUCGGAGAAAUGGGUGAAAAGGCAACAGCCAAUGACGUUGUCAAUGGACUGAUCAAUACACUUGGGAAUGCGUGGUCUGAUGUCAGAGAGAGUGCGUGGAAAGCUCUUAGAAAAAUGAAUCAAAAAGUAACAACCGAAGACCUUGUGAAUAGGAUACUGACGGCACUUUAG
Rotaria socialis is the source of this 2175-nucleotide messenger RNA. The record is from the annotation of a GenBank genome assembly. Lineage: Eukaryota; Metazoa; Rotifera; Eurotatoria; Philodinida; Philodinidae.